Messenger RNA from Cladophialophora bantiana CBS 173.52, 969 nucleotides. RefSeq lists its product as uncharacterized. The record is from RefSeq and is a predicted model, not a curated record. Gene Ontology annotation, biological process: regulation of DNA-templated transcription; chromatin organization. Lineage: Eukaryota; Fungi; Ascomycota; Eurotiomycetes; Chaetothyriales; Herpotrichiellaceae. Gene Ontology annotation, cellular component: NuA4 histone acetyltransferase complex; Rpd3S complex; nucleus. Bases 1 to 969 code for a protein of 322 amino acids. The transcript has 4 exons.
AUGGCCCCGCAGACAAACGAUAACAAACCGAUGUACGCCAAGGAUGAGAAGGCGCUCUGCUUCCACGGAGAGUUGUUGUAUGAUGCCAAAAUCACAGACGUGAAGAAAACAGAUCCCAAAGAGACAAAGUCCCCUUACCAUUACAAGGUCCACUACAAAGGCUGGAAGAAUACCUGGGACGACUGGGUCCCCCAGGAUCGACUUCGCAAAAACACAGAAGAAAAUCGUGAACUUGCAGCAAAUCUGCGCCAACAGGCCGCACUUAAAGCUGCUCCUAAAGUGACUGGUAAAACCCGCCGAGGACAAGGCUCGGAGAUUGGAUCUGGCAGAGGGUCAGAAGAACGUACAUCUUCUGUCCCUGCUGCCGGCGGUAGGGGAUCCAAGCGGGCAAGAGAUAAUGAUCUGGAAAAGGAAGACGCGUUCUACCUCCGCCCAUCAAUUCGCAUCAAUGUCCCUGACCACCUGAAGAAUCUCCUUGUUGACGAUUGGGAGAACGUUACGAAGUCACUGCUUCUCGUCCCCUUGCCUAGUCAAGCCCCCGCGAAUUACAUCAUCGACGAAUAUUUCAACGCAGAAAAGAUGAACCGCCGCUUGUGUUCGCCCGAAGCAGACAUCUUGGAGGAGUUCUGUGCGGGAUUGAAAAUGUACUUUGAGAAAGCUGUUGGUAAGAUCUUGUUGUACCGCUUUGAGAGAAGUCAGUUGGCAGAGGUUCGGAAACUCUGGGAAUCUGGGCGUUACAAAGAGUGGGAGGGCAAAGGUCCCGGCGAUUGCUACGGCGCCGAACAUCUCACACGCAUGAUCGUCAACCUGCCGGAAAUGAUUGCGCAGACAAACAUGGACGCGGAGGCCGUAUCUCGCCUGAAGACCGAACUCAGUAAGUUCAGCACCUGGUUGUCGAGGAAUAGUGGGAAAUAUUUCUGUGCGAAAUAUGAGAAACCGAGUGCGGAGUACAUCGAGAGCGCCCGAUAG